Molecule: messenger RNA, 4850 nt
Organism: Thalassophryne amazonica
Lineage: Eukaryota; Metazoa; Chordata; Actinopteri; Batrachoidiformes; Batrachoididae
Gene: smtnb
Product: smoothelin b
Biological process (GO): actin cytoskeleton organization
Cellular component (GO): microtubule organizing center; filamentous actin
Molecular function (GO): protein binding
Source: RefSeq, a predicted model, not a curated record
GAGGGGCGGGGCUACAGCUAUAGGUGGGAAUUUUGUGUUCAAAAAGCUGCUAACGUCCCGUUUGUGUUUACGUGUGUGAGCUUGUUUCAGCUUUUAACCACAACUAAAGAGACGACCCCAACGAAGUAUGCUCUCCGGCUGCGCAACCCGCUCACAUUUGCGUUGAUUCAGGAAAGUUUGUGACCACAGACAGACGCGUCGGGUUCGAGGAAAAACGAAACGGCCGAGAACAGCUCAGGAGAAGAAGAGCAGGUGGCAGUUAAAGAUCUGAGAUCAGAUCACAGCAACAAGUUCACCUCUCUCAGCUUUAGUUUGAGUUCAACAUGUCCGUGGAGCGUUACUGUGCGCUGGGCGAGUCCUCUCUCAGAGCCCUGCUUGAUGGUACCAUGGAUCUGGACGAGAGGCGCCUCAUCCGUUCAGCAAUCCGUGAGUUGAGGAGGAGGGAGAUAGAGGACAUGGAGGCUGCUCUGGCCAGCAAAAGAGUUCGACUUGCACGCUUCAAACAGCAGGAGGACAAAGAGAAUCAACACAGGUCGGAAUCCAGUGACACAUUGGACGUGUUGUCACAAAAGCUGCAAACCAUCCAAGACAUCGAUGAACUGACAAAAAUGCUUCGUGCAGCUGGAGAGUUUGAGGAGAGGAAGAUGAUCAGAGCAGCCAUCCGCCAAAUCAGAGAGGAUCAACAGCAAGGGUCUGUGGAAGGAGGUAAAACCUUUCGUGGUUGCCUGGAGCCGGACAGUAGGACACCGCAGAGCAGCGCAAGAACUUUGGAAACUGAGGAGGAGAACCUCAGUGAGAGAGAGGGCACCAGAGCUCACGUCGGACAGUUACGGAACCAGCAACAAGGCCGAGACCUACAAAGACCAGACUCCAACGCAGGCAUGGUGUUGGUUCUUGACUCCCUGGUGAAGGAUGAAGGUUCUGCACCUCCACUGAUUCAGUCUCAGCGUGAAGCUGUGAUGACAGAGGCUGAUCUUGCCCUGUCUCAUCUUCAGAUGUCUGACUCCACACCUUCUGACCUCAAUGUGACCUCUGUGCUUUCCAGGUCCAAUCUGGAGUCAGGGGCCUCAGAGAAAAGUCUAGGCCCUGCCUUCCGAGCUAGAGUGGACUCUGGAGCUUCAGAUAAGAGCCAGAUUUCCUCCCUUUGCUCUGAGGCAUCAGAGCAAAGUAACAGCUCCCAGUCCUCCAACAGGCAGAGACUGGGCUCAGAUGUCUCUGAUUCUGGUGCUGAUCCAAGACCUAGUUUGUACUCUGGAACUGAAGACAGUGCUGAGAUGUGUUCUAGAAAACGAACGGACUCGGAAACAUCCGACAAGAGUGUGAGUAUGUCCUCUGAGGAGAGGGCCCCGGUGGAGGAAGUAGAAGUGGCCACAAGUAGCUCUUGUUACAGCACUGACUCUGAAAGCGAGAACAGAAGUCAAAGCCAAGAUAUGCUUCAGGCCCGGUCUAGCCAGGAGCUCUCUACCGGGGAUGCUGACCAUGAGCAGCCUGAUGGAGCUGUUUUAUCUCUUCGAGAUCCAGAAAACAACCUGUUCAACGGUGGCAGCGGAGGCAAAUGUGAUUCCCAGACAGAGAAGAUAACAGCUACUCCUGAUCAACCCCUCACUCAUGACAAGAUCAACAAUGCUGCACCUGAGACGAAUGGAGUAAUGUUGGAGCAGUUUAGACACACCAAGUUUGUACCUGACAGGAUGUGCAUGUUCACAGAGCCGAGCCAGAACCAAGACGUCCCACCUCUGAAGAAAGGUUCCCUUAGAAACGGGACCACGUCUAGCACCGGUGGCUGGGCAAACCUUGCAAAGCCUGCUGAGCUGUUUGCACACACUGCAGCAUCCCUCAGCAUCUCUGCAGAUGAUCCAGCCAGGCCACGUGCCAACUCCACAUCAGGAGGUGCAUCCCAGAGUCAGGCCACACUUCAGCCGAGAGGUGUGGCCAAUAGCACUCUGCCUUCAAGCAGCCAAUCCCAGAACUCCAUGGGUAGGUCCACGCAUCCAGCUGAAAAGGACACGCACAUCUUUAGUAACUCAAAGGAAGAGAGGACUCCAGGGACAGCAGCCGGACAGCAGGUCACCCAGGGAGAGGCAGACCCGGACAUGAAGACCUUCCUCACUAUCGAGAUCAAGGAUGGACGCACCACCUCCUCCUCCACGUCCUCCUCCAGGGGCAACAUGGUACCCAUCACCACCAUGACCCCACACAUCAGCACCAACACUCAGGGACAGCGAGCAGAAUUGACCCUUGGCCUAAGAGCGACACCAUUCAAGCUCUCCACAUCAAGCAUCUCGCCUGGAUCCUUGUUCAAGAUGGAGGCGGAGCCUGUUGUGGCCUCUGAGCCGCUGUUUUCAGCCGGACCAUCUGUCCAAGUGCCAUGUCGAAUCUCCUCCAUCCCUAACGGCUCCGCCACUCAAGCCAAACCUAAAGAACUUGCUGGCAAACUGACUUCUGAACAGCUGGCUGCCAUUGAGGAUGAAGAGCUGCUUGACAAAAUGCUUGAUGAGUCAGAAGACUUUGAGGAGAGGAAGAUGAUCCGUGCAGCCAUGAGAGAUCUGAGAAAGAGAAAGAGAGAGAUCAAGCUGGGCUGUACUCAAGAGGAAAUGGACCAGAGAGAAAAGGAGCGUGAGGUCCGUCUGCAGGAGCUCCGGCAGCAGAGAGAUGACCGUACACAGAAAGGCCGCACGGGCAUCGGAGCAGGAGAGGUGGUGAUGAGGAAGGUGGAAAAGUCGGCAGACGGCUCCACCCUCAGUCACGUCACCAAGACAAACCGCUUUGCUCACUCUGAUGAUGGGAGCAAAUCAACAAGAAGCACAAUUGUGGAGUCCAGCUACAUGCAGAAAACAGAUCGUGGGACAGUUCACUCAAAAUCCUACAGCUACACCUCUUCCACCUCCUCCUCCAGCACAACCAAAAAGUGGCAGGUGGGUUGUUCAUCUCCCGGCCUCAGUGUGUUUGAUCGCGAGGAUGACAUGUCGUCUCGCAGUGGCAACUUGGCGGCGAUGGAGCGACGGCAGGCUGAGCGCCGUAAGGAGCUGAUGAGAGCUCAGACUCUGCCGAAGACUUCAGCCACACAAGCGCGCAAAGCCAUGAUCGAAAAACUGGAGAAGGAAGGAGGCGGCCCUGGAAAUCAGGCGGUGGCAAAGGUCAAUAUGGUCCAGCGUUCCACCAGCUUUGGUGUCCCCAACGCAAACUCCAUCAAACAGAUGCUGCUGGACUGGUGCCGGGCAAAGACUCACUCAUAUGAGCAUGUGGAUAUCAGAACUUUUUCGUCCAGCUGGAGCAAUGGCAUGGCGUUUUGCGCCCUGGUGCACCAUUUCUUUCCCGAAGCCUUCGACUACAGCUCACUGCAGCCCCAGCACCGCAGGCAAAACUUUGAGGUGGCUUUCAGCGCUGCAGAGACUUUUGCCAACUGCAUGCCUUUGCUGGAAGUGGAGGACAUGAUGAAUGGUAAGAAACCUGACUCCAAAUGUGUCUUCACCUAUGUACAGUCUCUGGACCACUUGCGCAGGUACGAGAUGUCAAUGGGUCGGUCUUCUGACCUCUGACCUGUGCUCAGGUCAACAGCAUUCAGCGCAGGUCAACACUGGGCGGAGUCUCUGGACAAGUUGUACAUGGUGUGUGGCCAGCAGCAGUGUUGCAUUAGGUCCAGCGUUUUGUCUGGAGAGGAAAAACUCCCAAUAUUUGCAGGAUUACAACACUAAACUAUUAAUGACAGUAACUUUAGUACAUUUAUCAAACUGAUUUAUACACAGUAAGUCAACAUAAUAUCAUGAAAGUAGUGGGUACUUGAAGACCUCAAUUAUUAAAAAAAGAACAUUUAAACCGGUUCCCUUUAAAAUUAUUUAAAUUCAAUAUUGUUAUCUGCAACUCUUUAUAAUUAUUGGAAUUUUAAUGAUUCCACUGUGGAAGACAAAUAUAUCCAACUGGUUUCUGGUACUUUUUAUUUUUAACCAAAUCUGCUUGUUGAGAUAUUUAAAUUAAAAUAUUAUUCUUAUGUUAAUGUCGUCAUUCGGCAUAUAACCAUUUAAUUAACAAGCACGGGGACGUUCCUUUGUAGUUCUAAUGAAUGCAGCGUUAUUGUACUUGCAGUCCAAAGCAAAGGACAACUUUUAAAUGUUUCAGAUUCCAUUUUAAAUUGGUGUGAACUUGACACCAGAAGUAUCUGCAUGGACCCACUUCUUAUAAACUUAUUUGUGUUUUGUUUAUUUUAUAUCCAUAUUUUUUUUUUCUUUUAAAGCUUUGUUUGUUUGUUUGUAUUGGGGGGGGGGGGGGGGGGGUUGUUACAUGCUCUGAAGGGAAGUGUUUUUGAUAAUACACAGCUGAACUCUUGUUUGACCAGUCGUUGCCUCACCCUGCUGAUCACACUCACAGAGCAGUUUAUUUAUUGCGUCAGGAAUUUUUUAAAUAUAUUUUUUAUUUUAAAGUGUGUACAUUAUGUUUUUAAAGUCUUGUUUUAAAAAAAGUUAAGCUUAAGCUGGGGGCAGAGUUUUGUGAAUCAAAUUUGGGGGGGGGGGGGGGUCUGGUGAAAGCUGGCUUUCCAGUCGUCACAGCCAAACAUAUCUGCGAAUGUAUAUUUUGUAGCCUGAAUUUAAAGAAAAUGUUUGAAGAUUUUAUUUGUACAAUUUUGGUUCCUUAGAGAAGAUGCCUAAGCUGUGGUUGGUUUCACGUCUUAUUUUGAUGCAGUUUAUUUCUGUGUUAGUAGAUUUAGAGAUAUUAUAAAAUUAAUUCCUGUCAACAUAUAGAUUAAAAUAAUGUCUUUCACAGCGCAGUGAGUGAUGUACAGGAGAGUUUAACCGUCACACAUUUCUGUGCACCACAGUUAAAUGUGAAUUAAUUAAACAAGUUCAAGAAUUGAA